Maylandia zebra (zebra mbuna) is the source of this 3853-nucleotide messenger RNA. RefSeq names its product long-chain fatty acid transport protein 2. Gene Ontology annotation, biological process: long-chain fatty acid import into cell; long-chain fatty acid metabolic process. Gene Ontology annotation, cellular component: endoplasmic reticulum membrane; plasma membrane. Gene Ontology annotation, molecular function: long-chain fatty acid transmembrane transporter activity; long-chain fatty acid-CoA ligase activity. NCBI's taxonomy places the organism in Eukaryota, Metazoa, Chordata, Actinopteri, Cichliformes, Cichlidae. The record is from RefSeq and is a predicted model, not a curated record.
CAGUGAAUUUUAUGCAUCAACCGAGGGAAAAUUUGCUCUGUUGAUGCAUAGCACUCUGAAAUAUAGCAGCAAAAUGGGAGAUCAUGGGCGAGACAGGUGAACCUGGACUUCUGGUGACUGAAAUAACAGCCAAAGCUCCAUUCACUGGUUAUGUGAGAGACAUGAAGCAAACUGAGAAAAAGAAGCUGCACAACGUCUUCAAGAAAGGUGAUCUGUACUUCAACACUGGCGACCUGCUGCGCAUCGAUGAGGAUAAUUUCAUGUACUUCCACGAUCGUGUUGACGACACAUUCAGAGGCGAGCGGGACAAAGUAUCUGCUGUCCAGAGCGAUUUCCCUGGGGCGUACUGCACAUUGUACGAGUAACGCAUGAGUCUCAUUCUGAAUCGCUAGAUCCUGGGUGGCAAGAGAUCCAGAGCUUGUCCUCCCAGUAAGGAAACGAGAGGUUUGUGGUCCGUUUCGAGACAAAAAUGUUUACCAAUCAGGAAAUCACGAAAUCGCUCAAACGCCCAUGUAGACUAGACGCCAGUGCCUCUUUUUCUACUUGUGCCUAUCGUGGUUCAGUAGGAGAAAGGGACCUCGAUGCAUACGCCACUGGUCGCCAUCCUUCUUCCCACAGCUGCAAAAGAACACCUGCGAGACCAUAGGAUGAACCAUCUGCUGAUACUUUAAUGUCUCUGUUGGGGUCAUACAUUGCGAGCACUGGGGGUGAGGUCAGGGCAUCUCUUAAUGUUUUGAAAGCUCUCGCUUGGUCAGUUCCCCCAGUACCAUGCAUUCUUUGUGGAAAGAAGAUCUCGCAGGGCUUUGUCUUUUUCAGCUAAAUGGGGGAUGAACUUGCCCACUUGAUUCACCAUGCCCAGAAAACUGCGCAACUCUGACACAUUAGUUGGCUCCGUCAUUUUUGUAAUCAUAAUACAAAAGGGACAUGAAAUUUAAAAUGCUAGGUCAAAAAACCCAGCCCAUGACAUCAUGCUUUGUCCUGUAGUGUGUUUGUCAUGUUUCAUAUGUUUUGUCAUUGUUUAACUUUUGUCUUCAGGUCAGGAGGGAAGAGCCGGGAUGCAAAUUAUUGAGAUGACAGCGUUGCACUUCUGGCUGCACAUUUUAAUGACAAGGUGUUUUAAAUGAUCUUUGCCUUCAUAAUAAUUUUAUUAAAGCUGUGAUUUCAUACACACACCCUCCAUAUCCAUAUCUAUAUCCAUAGAGAUCGUCUGUAAUCCCUGGGCAACAGCAGCAAGUUGUGAACAGAAGUUAAGCUUCCAAUAAAUUGUGGAUAACAUAAACCCAACAUAUAAACUGUUUUGUUUUGUAUCUGAUUUUUCUUCUUCUUCUUUUUUUUGCUGCAGAGAUAUUGAAACAGGUGCAAAGUUGUUUGCAACUUGUGAAUUUUGACUCGAGGACUCACCAGUGGCUCUUGGCAAAACUGCAAGUUAAAGGUUAACUUGCACCUGCCCUUCUGUGUGAGCGAACACAGCCCAGCAAAAGCUUAGCUGAGAUCCGACAAUCUCCAGCCUGUCUUCACGUUCAGGUCAUCAGGUGCUACCCUCUCACCGUCUGUUUGGGCUUCAUUUUGGUCCACUAGCACAAUCUAAAGUGGUCACUCGGUAUAAAGCCAGUGAAAGGCCUAAAACACGUGAAAGCAGUAUGUUAUACUGUAAAUCAUUGAUGCAGCUCAUCUGGUUGUUCACUAGCAAUACAAAAUGCUUUUCAACCUUUGGAAUUUCUCAGUGCUCCUCCUCCUGCUCCACAUGCCUUUUUAUACCUCUGCUUUGUCUUCAGCAGGACAGCUGUGAGACAAACAUGUUGGUCUGGACAGUGUGUGCGGCUUUGAUUGCAUGUGGCGUUUUACUCCGCCAUUCUUCCUUCCUCCAGGAUGUCCAAUUCGUGCUCACUAAAAUAAAAGUAAGGCGGUUCAUCGAAAAGUGCGUGCAGACUAAUUACUCAAUCCUGGACCGCUUUUUAGAGCUGGUGAAGACGCAGCCGCACAAGCCUUUCGUUUAUUUUAAAGAUGAAACGUUCACCUACCGGGACGCAGACGUCCUGAGCAACAAAGUUGCGAGAGCGUUUCUGCAGGCUGGAUGCGUAAAAGAAGGAGACACGGUGGCGCUGUUCCUGGGGAACCAGCCGAUGUUCCUGUGGCUCUGGUUGGGUUUGGUGAAGAUUGGAUGUGCUGGAGCUUUGCUCAACUCCAACAUCAGAUCCAAGUCUCUGCUACACUGCCUCAACUGCAGCGGAGCCACAACUCUGGUAGCAGCUGAAGACUUGCUGGAUGCAGUGAAGGAGGUGCUGCCCCAUCUUCACGAACAGCAGAUCAAUGUUUUCAUCUUAGCUGACAGAUGUGAAGUUACAGGUGUGAAAAGCUUCAUUGAUAAAAUGAAUCAGGCUUCCUCUGAGCCUAUACCCAAGGAGUUAAGGUCCCAUUUAACCAUGCAGAGUCCAGCAGCCUACAUAUACACCUCAGGGACAACGGGUCUCCCUAAAGCAGCUUUGAUCACUCAAGGCAGAGUGUGGACCAUGUCUUUACUUCUGCCUUCAUCAGGAGUGAACUCCAAAGAUGUGAUUUAUGAUACCCUCCCUCUUUAUCACAGCACCGGCUUCCUUGUCUUCACUGGGGCCAUUGAGAGGGGUAUUCCUGUUGUUCUGAGGAGUAAGUUUUCUGCUUCCCAGUUCUGGGACGACUGCAGAAAAUAUAAUGUCACCGUCAUACAGUACAUAGGUGAAAUUAUGCGUUAUCUCUGCAACACUCCACAGAAACUCACUGAUAAAAACCACAAAGUCAGACUUGCAGUAGGCAACGGGAUCAGAGCAGAUGUUUGGAGGGACUUUGUGAGACGAUUUGGGGAAAUUCAAAUCAGAGAAUUUUACGGAGCAACUGAGGGAAACUUUGCUCUGUUGAAUUAUAGCAGCAAGAUGGGAGCUCUUGGGCGACACACCUUCCUGCACAAGAUGUUUUUUCCAUAUGCUGUGAUCAAAUAUGACAUAGACAAAGAAGAACCUUUGAGGGAUUCUUCUGGUUUUUGCAUGGAGGUUCAGAGAGGUGAACCUGGACUUCUGGUGACUAAAAUAACAUCCAAAGCUCCAUUCAUUGGUUAUGUGAGAGACAUGAAGCAAACUGAGAAAAAGAAGCUGCGUAACGUCUUCAAGAAAGGUGAUCUGUACUUCAACACUGGCGACCUGCUGCGCAUCGAUGAGGAUAAUUUCAUGUACUUCCACGAUCGUGUUGGCGACACAUUCAGAUGGAAAGGAGAGAACGUAGCUACAGCUGAGGUGGCCGACAUCCUCGCGCUGGCUGACUGCAUUAAAGAAGCUAAUGUUUACGGAGUCAAAGUGCCAGGCCAGGAGGGAAGAGCCGGGAUGGCUGCUGUUACUUUGAGAGAUGGACUGAAGUUUGACUCCACGGCUGUUUUUAAACAUGUCGAGGACUUCCUGCCGUCCUACGCCAGGCCACGCUUUCUGAGGAUUCAAAGGUCACUGGACAUUACAGGCACGUUCAAGCUAAUAAAGACGAAAGUAGUGGAGCAGGGCUUCAACCCAAAUGAAAUAACAGACCCACUCUACUUUCUGAAUGAAAAAGAGAAGAACUAUACUCCACUCACGCCAGAUGUAUUUGAUUCAAUUAUAGCAGGAGACGUCAAAAUAUAAAGUGAUUUUACUUUUGAAGAAAAAAAUCCACCUUUUCACACACAAGCGAAUCAUUUGUUGUGUCACUUCUGGUUACACAUUUUAAUGACAAGGUGUAAAGCAUAAAUUUAUUUUUUGUUCUUUCAUGCACACCCCCCAUGUUUGAGUUUGAUGUACCAAUCUGUGAGUGUGGUGAUGGGUUCACUAGUUUAUUAAAUGGAUUGCUGUACACCUCC